Molecule: messenger RNA, 1110 nt
Organism: Colletotrichum graminicola M1.001
Lineage: Eukaryota; Fungi; Ascomycota; Sordariomycetes; Glomerellales; Glomerellaceae
Exons: 3
Coding region: 1-1110 (369 amino acids)
Source: RefSeq, a predicted model, not a curated record
AUGGUGAUCGGGAACCGAGAUUUUUCGACUUUCAGGAGUAAGAGUACCAAGAGCACCAAGAGUGACUCGGGGAACGGGGACGAUGCAUCCAUAGGCACGCACGACAGCUCGUAUGAGCACCCUCUGGCUCGCAAAGGCUACGACAUCGGCCCGGCUUCGAGGUGCGAGGUGGGAGACGUCUUCGAGUUCCUCUGGGCCGACUCGCACGAGUUUGAGUGGGAGUGGAAAUGCCUUGGCUACACUCGCUUCAUCGUCCUACGACAUAGCGACACCUUUCCGCAUCACUGCGUGUGUGUGCCAAUCUCCACCCCCACCAAGAACGAUUUUCAGAAGCCCGGAAUCGACUCGAGCCAGCAGGGCUACGUCUUUGAUGAAAAUGACCGCACGCCGCCCUUUGACCGACUCCCCUUCUCGCCGGUCGGCAUGCAGUUGCGCCCAGGCAAGUUCCGCGUCAAGGAGAACUCCCGCGCGAACUACGCCGACGUGCUCGAGAUCGACCACGAUGCCCAGGUCAUGGUCAUAGGCGACGUUACCAGGUACUUCGACCGUGUUCGGAGGAACGUGAACAAGGCCGUCAUGCGACACGUCCUCAAGAAGGCGUUGGAGCAGUACCGCGAAGGCAAGCUCGUCGAUAAGAAGGGCGCGAUGCUCGAGGCCAGCGUUGUGAACGGCGGCAGUCAGGACGACGACGAACCCGAGGGUGAGAGCGACCCCGACCAUCCCGACGUCUUCCUAAUGCCUGACGAGACCGCCUCCGUCAUCGAAAAGCGACAGCCAGAAUCCCUCAUCAGCGCAGAGAUGCCUCCCCCGCCCCCUCCUGCUCCACCACUACCUCCGAUGGAUUCCCCGAUGCCGAUCCAGCAGCCUUCGCCCCCGCGGGACGAUGCGUCGUCGAUCCGCUCCUACGCCUCGAGAGAGAGGAGACAUUCACGCAGGGAAGUCCCUCCGCUGAGAGGCGAAGAUCUCCCGAGGAAAAUGUCCGACCAGCACGUCGAUGGGGCUUCCCGGCCGUACCGGCAACGCAUCGACCUCCCGCGAUCACGCAGUCAUCGCCAUUCCGAGCACGAGACGGGGUCCAUGUACGACGUCGCUACGGCCAAAAUGGACUGA